AUGGCUGUAAUUGCCUGUGCGACCGGAUCCAUUGAUGAUAUUAUGCCGUGCAACUUCUCAACGACUUCAUUUCCAGAAUUUAUUCCGCAGAAAAUUGCUAGGUACGCAUAUAAUUAACAAAAACUAUAUUGAUCUGACUCAGUGAUCCCCGGGUCACCGGUUCAAUCCCUUGUUGUGCAAUACUUUCGCCACCACUUUCAGUUUCUAGACGGUUUUCUUUUGCGAGUCAUGUGGGUCUCAAAAACAUUCUCGCCCCUUUCCCUGCCGCCGAAACGGCCUGACGAAACAUCCCCUUUUCUCGAGUCGUUUUCCGUCGCGUUUCACUCGAACAUUUCAGAUUCUUUGGGAUCACAAUGGGUAACGAUGACGAAAAAGACGAUUAUGAUGAAAAAUUGAUCCGUCUUCGUAUGUUCACAAAAGUUCGCGACCGCCAUUACGAGUUGGUGGACGGCCUCAACAUUCUUGUAAGUUAGUAGUCUCGCUUUCUGAAUAACAACAGAUUUUCAGCUGAUCGAUCCGAAAGUUCAAGUCCACAAGGAGUUUCCGCAGCAGAUCAAAGGGAUGAAGAGAUCCGGAGCGUUCAUGAUCCUCCACGCCAGCGAGGACUAUGAUGUGAGUUUUAUGGGAUGGCGCGAAGGUGCCAAUUUUGAAAUGGGCAGUGCAGGGUUAUGGUAAUAGUUAUGUGUUUGUGAUUUUCAGAAAUAUGGGAGCCGUCUCGAAGACCUCAACGACGACCUGCUCACUCUCACUUCGUACAUCGUUCGUCAUCUCUGUGGAGCUUGA
Messenger RNA from Caenorhabditis sp. 36 PRJEB53466, 783 nucleotides. NCBI's taxonomy places the organism in Eukaryota, Metazoa, Nematoda, Chromadorea, Rhabditida, Rhabditidae. The record is from the annotation of a GenBank genome assembly.